Molecule: messenger RNA, 258 nt
Organism: Cladocopium goreaui
Lineage: Eukaryota; Dinophyceae; Suessiales; Symbiodiniaceae
Source: the annotation of a GenBank genome assembly
AUGGACAAUUUGGAGAUAGGUUUGGAGAAGCCACCCCAGCUUUGCGCCUUGACUUUACCGAACCAGACCUUGCACAAGGCUAACAGUGCGGCAGUGCCGCUGGGCGCGGCCGGCGCCCCAGGGUCUGAGUGCCGAGGAGGACAGCGCCUGCAGCGCCAGUGGCCAGGUCUUUCCACCUGCACCAGGUGCCUCAUGGGCCGAUGUCUUGGAACAGAUGACCAGGUGCACCACGGGCUUCUACGAAGGUCGCUACGUUGA